Molecule: messenger RNA, 2358 nt
Organism: Rangifer tarandus platyrhynchus (Svalbard reindeer)
Lineage: Eukaryota; Metazoa; Chordata; Mammalia; Artiodactyla; Cervidae
Source: the annotation of a GenBank genome assembly
AUGACUGCUGGGCUCCUCACUGCCGGGGACCCGGAGCAAGUGACUUUUGAGGACGUGGUCGUCGACUUCACCCAGGAGGAGUGGGGGCAUCUGGAGCCGGCCCAGAGGACCCUGUACCGAGAUGUGAUGCUGGAGACCUUCGGGCUCCUGGUCUCUGUGGGACACUGGCUCCCAAAGCCGGAUGUCAUCUCCCUGCUGGAGCAGGAGGCAGAGCUGUGGGCAGCGGACGAGGGAGGCCCCCAAGGUGUGUGCCCAGAUUUGGAAACCAGACCCCAAAGCAAGUUAUCAACUGAAAAGCAAGGUGUAACUGAAGAAAUAGCCAAUAGUGCCCUGGUAGAAGGGUUUCUGCAGGAAAGUCUGUGGCAGUCUAAGGAUGAAGAUGCUGCAGGCAACAGGGAACAGGGCCCUGAGAAGUCAGAUAGCUGUGUGAAAACCUGUGCAAAAGAGAAGCCCUAUGGAUGUCAGGAAUGUGGAAAGGCCUUUAGUCACAGCUCAGCACUCAUUGAACACCACCGAACACACACAGGAGAGAGGCCUUAUGAAUGUCAUGAAUGUGGAAAAGGCUUUCGAAACAGCUCAGCGCUUACCAAACACCAGCGAAUCCACACUGGUGAGAAACCUUACAAGUGUACUCAGUGUGGGAGGACCUUCAACCAAAUUGCCCCAUUGAUCCAGCACCAGAGAACUCACACGGGUGAGAAACCCUAUGAGUGCAGCGAGUGUGGGAAAUCCUUCAGCUUUAGAUCCUCCUUCAGCCAACAUGAGCGGACGCACACAGGCGAGCGGCCUUAUGAGUGCAGUGAGUGCGGGAAGGCUUUCAGCCAGAGCACACUCCUGACUGAGCAUCGGAGGAUCCACACAGGAGAGAAGCCCUAUGGGUGCAACGAGUGUGGGAAAACCUUCAGUCACAGCUCAUCGCUUAGCCAGCACGAGCGGACACACACAGGCGAGAAACCCUAUGCAUGCAGGCAGUGUGGGAAGGCCUUCCGGCAGAGCACACACCUCACUCAGCAUCAGAGAAUCCACACGGGGGAGAAGCCCUACAAGUGUAGUGACUGUGGCAAGGCCUUCAGCCACAGCUCAUCCCUGACCAAACACCAGCGGAUCCAUACUGGGGAGAAGCCCUAUGAGUGUAAUGAGUGUGGCAGAGCCUUCAGCCAGCUUGCUCCACUCAUUCAACACCAGCGGAUCCACACAGGAGAGAAGCCCUAUGAGUGUAAUCAGUGUGGCAGAGCCUUCAGCCAGAGCUCCCUCCUCAUAGAACACCAGAGGAUUCACACCAAGGAAAAACCCUAUGGGCAGAGCACCCACCUCACUCAGCACCGGAGGAUCCACACAGGAGAGAAGCCAUAUGAGUGCAGGGACUGUGGGAAGGCCUUCACACACAGUUCCUCCCUUACCAAGCACCAGAGAACUCAUACUGGCGACAGGCCCUUCCGGUGCAGCCAAGGCAGUGUCUUCUCUCCCAGCCUGUCCCUCCUGGUCGCAGGGAGACCACUGCAGCCUCAGCCGAUGCACCCACCGUCAUCAGGACUUGAGGAGGGGGAAAGGCAGGCCAGUACUCAUCGCCGUCAGCACCGGCGGACGCACUCGGGCGAGCGGCCCUACGCAUGUGAUGCGUGCGGCAAGGCCUUCAGCCAGAGCACACAUCUGACCCAGCACCGGCGCGUGCACACCGGUGAGAAGCCCUACGAGUGCCGGGAGUGCCCCAAGGCCUUCACGCAGAGCUCCUCCCUCCUCGAGCACAAGCGCGUGCACACGGGCGAGAAGCCCUACCGUGAGUGUGGCAGGGCCUUCACCUACCCGUCUAAACUGAGGAAGCACCAGAAGGUUCACACUGGCCUCAAGCCUUUCAAGUGUGCCGAGUGCGGGAAGACCUUCAGCCGCAAGGACGCGCUCGUCCUGCACCGGAGAAGCCACACCGGAGAGCGGCCGUACGGCUGCGGCGAGUGCGGGAAGGCCUUCAGCGUGCUCUCCACCCUCGUUCGGCACCGGAAGGUGCACAUCGGAGAAAGGCCGUACGAGUGCCGGCAGUGCGGGAAGCUCUUCAAAUACAGCCACAGCUUCGUCCUGCACCAGAGGGUGCACACGGGAGAGAGGCCGCACGGCUGCGGCGAGUGCGGGAAGGCCUACGCGACCCGGUCGGGGCUGUACCAGCACCGGAAGGUCCACACCGGCGAGCGCCCCUACGAGUGUGGCCUGUGUGGGAAGACCUUCACCACCCGGUCCUACCGCAAUCGCCACCAGCGCUUCCACACCGAGGAGCGGGCCCACGAGUGCCCCGAGUGCGGUCGCGCCUUCAAACAUGGCUCGACCCUCCUCCAGCACAGGAAGGUUCACGCUGCAGGAAGACCGUAG